Cherax quadricarinatus is the source of this 608-nucleotide messenger RNA. The record is from RefSeq and is a predicted model, not a curated record. Lineage: Eukaryota; Metazoa; Arthropoda; Malacostraca; Decapoda; Parastacidae.
UAUAAACAUCGCCUUCUUCUUCCUCUCACUGUCCCUCCUGCUGCCACUUCCUCAGGAUCGCCGGAGCCGCCGAGGUUUCACGGGCCGAUGAAGGUAACGUUGAGGAAACACAAGCCCAACAGGAAGCCUCGAACUCCCUUCACCACCCAGCAGCUGCUGGCGCUGGAGAAGAAGUUCCGCGAGAAGCAGUACCUGAGCAUCGCUGAGCGGGCAGAGUUCUCCGCCUCGCUCAACCUGACGGAGACGCAGGUCAAGAUCUGGUUCCAGAACCGCCGCGCCAAGGAGAAACGCCUGAAGGAGGCCGAACUGGAGAGGCUUCGCUUCGCCUCACGUCCUCUUCUGCAGCAGAACCCUCUCCUCCCUCCCGCCUCCCUCAUCCCUCACUUCCUCCUGUGUCACUCCUUUCCCCAGCUGCCCCAGCAGCUGCGGCCCCAGCAGCAGCCAGCCUUCGCUCCUUCACCGUCAGGAAGCUAGCAGAAGGUGUCUUGUCUAACACGCCAGUGUGUCCAGCUCAUGUGAAGGCGUCCUCUCCCUCUCUUUCUCUCCUCUCUCACCACCUCUCUCUCUCUCUCUCUCCCCCCCAGUUUCCUUUCAAGCUGACCAACCUU